AUGCACCGCCACGGCUACGCCAACGGAUACGCUGGCUACAGCACGGGCGGGCAGCAGACCUUUCAUAUCGAGCCUCACAAGUUUCAGCCGCGCUCAACACCCGCGCAGCGAAGACGUCGGCAAUUGUUCGUGAGAAUAGGCAUUCUCGCCGCCGUCAUCGUUGGUUCGCUCUUCCUUUUUUCUUCAGGCUUCAGGACAGCCGUCGGACCUGUCCUGACGCUCGGCCUGUUCUCCUCCGCACCCGAUUUCCAGCUCGAGACCGUUCGCUACUACGACCUCAACAAUGUACAAGGUACGGCGCGUGGCUGGGAAAGAGAGGAACGCAUCCUGCUCUGCGCUCCGCUGAGAGAUGCCGCGCCGCAUUUGCCCAUGUUCUUCGGUCAUCUACGGAACUUGACGUAUCCGCACAACUUCAUCGAUUUGGCGUUCUUGGUUGGUGAUUCGAAGGAUGAAACACUCGAGCUGCUUUCUGGGCUACUGGAGGAACUGCAAGCAAACGAGGACCCCACGCAACAAUUCGGAGAGAUCUCGAUCAUGGAGAAGGACUUUGGUCAAAAGGUCAACCAGGACGUGGAGAGCAGACACGGCUUUGCAGCGCAGGCCGGCCGGAGAAAGUCCAUGGCUCAAGCGCGUAAUUGGUUGUUGAGCGCAGCUUUGCGGCCUACGCACAGCUGGGUCUACUGGCGCGACGUGGACGUGGAGACCGCGCCGUUCACAAUCCUGGAGGACCUCAUGCGCCACAACAAGGACAUUAUCGUACCGAACGUGUGGCGACCUCUUCCAGAUUGGCUCGGCGGAGAGCAGCCCUACGACCUGAACUCUUGGCAAGAAUCUGAAACCGCUCUUGCUCUCGCUGAUACCCUCGACGAAGACGCGGUCAUUGUCGAAGGCUACGCAGAAUAUGCGACGUGGCGUCCCCAUUUGGCCUACUUGCGCGAUCCUUACGGAGAUCCUGAUAUGGAAAUGGAAAUUGACGGUGUUGGCGGUGUUAGUAUCUUGGCUAAGGCUAAGGUCUUUCGUUCUGGUGUGCAUUUCCCAGCCUUCAGCUUCGAGAAGCACGCGGAAACCGAGGGCUUUGGCAAAAUGGCAAAGAGAAUGAAGUACUCGGUUGUUGGACUUCCUCACUACACCAUUUGGCACUUGUAUGAGCCGAGUGUUGACGACAUUCGACACAUGGAGGAAAUGGAACAGGAGAGGCUCUCAAAAGCGAAGGAAGAGCAGGACAAGGAGGACCGCCUGAAGAAAUUGAAAGAUACCUUCGAGGUCCCAGCUGAUCAAUGGAGAAAAGACAAGGCCGACAUCCGGAAGAUAGCCAAGGAGGAGUAUAUGGAAAAUGAAAAGCAGGGCAAGAACGACAACUCCGACCAGAAGGACUCUACGGCUCAAACCUCGAAGGACGAUUCUACAAAGGGUGGUGCGGCAAAGGACAGCUCUGCAAAGGAUAGCUCGGCAGCCGACAGUUCGUCUGAGGAUACUCUUGCCAAAGACAGCUCCUCGAAGGAUCAGACUUCGAACAAGGAUCACGCGGAUGUGUCCAAAGCCAAGGCUGAACAUGUCAAAGAGGAACAGGCGAAGAAGAAUCAGGAUGCCGUCGAGCGAGCGAAAGCCGCACACGCAAAACUGGCAGCUGAGAAAGAAGAGGCGGGAGAGACGACGGACAGGAACCAAGUCACGGGAGAGAAGAAAGCAGACGCUCCUCUCGUGAAAGAUGACGGCAAGAAUACUGCCAAGCAGAUUAAAGAUCCACUCGAGUAG
This is a messenger RNA of Lasiodiplodia theobromae, 1755 nucleotides long. RefSeq names its product Mannan polymerase ii complex ANP1. Lineage: Eukaryota; Fungi; Ascomycota; Dothideomycetes; Botryosphaeriales; Botryosphaeriaceae. The transcript has 5 exons. Gene Ontology annotation, molecular function: alpha-1,6-mannosyltransferase activity. Gene Ontology annotation, cellular component: mannan polymerase complex. Gene Ontology annotation, biological process: protein N-linked glycosylation; cell wall mannoprotein biosynthetic process. Bases 1 to 1755 code for a protein of 584 amino acids. The record is from RefSeq and is a predicted model, not a curated record.